This is a messenger RNA of Adineta steineri, 1446 nucleotides long. Lineage: Eukaryota; Metazoa; Rotifera; Eurotatoria; Adinetida; Adinetidae. The record is from the annotation of a GenBank genome assembly.
AUGAAUUAUCUACUUUUUCUUGGAUUACUUGCAUCGGCUAUUACUUUGCGAUGGAUUGUUGCUCGAUAUCCUUAUUCAGGUUAUAAUAAAUUUCCAAUGUUUGGUGAUUUUGAAGCACAACGUCAUUGGAUGGAAAUUACAGUCAAUCUACCAGUUAGUGAAUGGUAUCAAAAUUCAUCAUCAAAUAAUUUGACUUAUUGGGGUUUAGAUUAUCCAUUAUUAACCGCUUAUCAUUCAUAUAUUUGUGGAUGGAUUUCAAAUAAAAUCAAUCCAACAUGGUGUGCUUUGAAAGAAUCGCAUGGACAUGAAAGUGAUGCUCAUAAACUCUUCAUGCGUUAUACCGUAUUUAUUGUUGAUCUUCUCAUUUAUUAUCCAGCUGUUUUCUAUACUUAUCGGUCUGAUUUACUUAAUAAGAAUGUUGAAACAAAAAAAUUUACUGUUUUAUUAACUAAUCUAUUUUAUCCUCUAUUGAUUUUAAUUGAUCAUGGUCAUUUUCAAUUUAAUUCCAUAAGUCUUGGUUUAGCAUUAAUUGCAUUUGUAAUGGCUACAAAAGAAAAAACAAUUUUACUCUCCGCUAUUUUCUUUACAUUAUCACUUAAUUAUAAACAAAUGGAACUUUAUCAUGCUGUACCGAUAUUUGUCUAUUUAUUAUCAGCAUAUUGUUUUGAACAAAGAAAACCCAAAUUGAAAACAUUUUUAUCAUUGGGUUUCGUUGUUAUUUUGACAUUUUUUAUCAUAUGGUUUCCUGUAUUAAAACAUGAUCCAAUGGCUGUGAUGAAACGACUUUUUCCAUUUGAACGAGGUUUAUAUGAAGAUAAAGUCGCUAAUUUUUGGUGUACACUUAAUUUAAUUGUUAAACUUCGAACAAAAUUUGAUCAUGGAACAUUAGCUAAAUUAUGUUUAUUGACAACUUCACUGAGUAUUUUACCAUCAUGUUGUAUGCUUUUUCGUCGACCAACUGUUCGAAAUUUUUAUAUUAGUCUUUUUAAUGUUUCACUUUGUUUUUAUCUAUUCUCAUUUCAAGUUCAUGAAAAAACAAUUUUACUAUCAUGUUUACCGGUGAUAUUACUUUCAGCAACAUAUCCAGUUGAAUCUUUUACUUUUCUACAAUUUGCUAUGAUUAGUGCUUUUCCUUUAAUGAUUAAAGAUAAUCUAGUAUUUAUCUUUUGGAUAACAUUCAUUGGUUUUUCAAUUCUUGCAUUCCAACGAUUAUACAUUCAUUUCAAUCACAUAUCAUUAUUACAAUUAUUAUUUUCAGUAUUAUGUAUAACAACAACAUUGCCUUUAUUAAUUGCUGCUAUUUAUGUUAAACCACCAUCACGUUAUCCGGAUUUAUGGGUUGUACUUAUUAGUGCUUGUUCAUGUAUUUAUUUCUUGAUAACACUUGCUCAAUUUCAUAUAUAUCAAUUCAAAGAAACAAUCUCGUAUAUAAAGAAAACUAAUUAA